AGGAUACAGUAACCAAAACUGUUUGAUUUCCAGUGGUGGGAUAACGUAAGUUCAGUUUCUGUUCUGAUGAUGCGAUAACAAACUUCAUCUGUACUCACAUGUUUAGUCAGUGUACCGCAGGGUUAAUGGGUCGAAAGUCCCGUCCUAAUAGAAGGCAGCCUGGCCACUAUCGACAUCGACCCGCUUUCCGUUACAAGGACAGGACUGCUUCUUCAUCACUAUCUCUGCCUCUGUCGACUGGUCUCAGAGACACUAAGGACUAUGAAGAAAGGUUGUCACUCCUUACUACACCACUUCAGAACGGAAUGUUUAGCUAUGAACCUGAAACGUCAUCGGAUUCUGUUCUUCCCCCAUCUCGGGAAUAUGUCAGAAAAGCAAUUCAGGGAGAAAUUAAGAUUUCCACAGAAAAUGGAGAAACAAGAAUACUGCAUGGCUUUCCGGAUUGGGGCGAGACUGCUGUCAAUGGAGACCACAUCUGGGUUGCCACAAGUGCCUCUGGAGACUUGUGCUAUGUUGGAGAAAACGAUUGCUCAAAACAAGGGCCCAGAAUGAAGUGUCCUGCUUGUAAAAUAACUGCUCACACUGGGUGUAUAAGUAUAUUAAUUGAGAAGAAGUUUUAUUGUAAGCCAACGUUUAAAGAUGUUGGAAUAAGGCAGUACAGAGAGCAAACUGUGAUUCACCAUCAUUGGGUUCAUCGGCGACAGCAGAAAGGCCGCUGUAAACAAUGUGGAAAGGCUUUCCAGUCCAAGCUUUCAUUUGGCAACAAGGAGAUCGUUGCUAUUGGUUGUUCCUGGUGUAAGUCCGCUUAUCACAACAAAGAAUCGUGUUUUAAUAUGCAAAAGCUAGAAGAACAGUGUACAAUGGGAAACCAUACCGACAUCAUUGUUCCUCCAUCUUGGAUAGUCAAGCUUCCACGAAAAGGAUCCUUUAAAUCUUCACUGCGCAGGUCGCCAAAGAAAAAGGGAUCUACGAAAAGGAAAUUCAAGAAGGAGAAUGAAAAAGAACAGCCAAGAACGUUUGCAAUUAAGCCCAUUCCUUCAACAUCAUCUAAACCAUUAAUUGUGUUCAUAAAUCCUAAAAGUGGAGGUAAUCAAGGGGCCAAAUUAAUGCAAAAAUUCCAGUGGUUGCUUAACCCUCGACAAGUGUUUAAUUUAACUCAGGGAGGUCCUAGUGCUGGACUAGAAUUGUACAAAAAGGUUCCAAACCUGCGAAUUUUAGCUUGUGGAGGAGACGGAACAGUGGGCUGGGUGCUAUCGCUUCUUGAUGAAAUAGACAUAACUCCUUCUCCUCCUGUAGCAGUACUACCUUUAGGUACAGGAAACGACCUAGCUCGUGCACUUGGCUGGGGAGGGGGUUACACCGAUGAACCAAUUUUUAAAAUACUCUCUAACAUUCAAGCCGGAGACACUAUUCAGCUAGACAGAUGGAAUCUUCAUGUUGAGAAAAAUCCUGAUAUUGACACAUCAAGCUGUGAAGAAGGUAAAACGAACUUGCCUCUCAACGUUGUGAACAACUACUUUUCUCUUGGUGUUGAUGCUCAUAUAGCUUUGGAAUUCCACGAAGCGAGAGAAGCUCGGCCUGAUCGAUUCAACAGCAGGCUAAAAAACAAAAUGUUUUAUGGGCAAGCAGGUGGAAAAGAUUUGUUACAAAGAAAAUGGAAAGAUCUGUGCAACUUUGUCACUCUUGAAUGCGAUGGACAGGAUUUGACACCGAGAUUGAAGGAGCUUCGCAUCCACGCUGUCUUAUUUUUAAACAUUCCCAGUUAUGGUGGAGGAACAAGGCCUUGGAUAAAUCCUGGGACAGGGUUCGAGCUUCAAAGAACAGAUGACGGGCUACUUGAAGUUGUAGGCCUUACUACAUAUCAACUACCGUUGCUUCAAGCAGGCGGUCAUGGGACUUGCCUCGCUCAGUGCCGGCAAGCCCGAAUCAUCACAACCCGUACAAUUCCUAUGCAAGUGGACGGAGAACCAUGUAAAUUACUACCAUCCAUAAUUGAACUGCGCCUUCGAAAUAAAGCCAGCAUGGUUGCCAAGGCAAAGAGACAUGGUGAUACUCAAAGCAUGCCUAUGUUGGAGAAAUUAACAGUUGAAGUUCGGAGACUUAAUAUGAUAGAGUAUGAGAAAUACCACUACGAUAAAGAAAAACUGAGAGAAGUCUCUAUACCUCUGGGAACACUAUGUGUGGAGCUGGGUACUGAUCUGGAACAAAUACGAGUUAGAAUAAAUGAGCUUCUGGAGAAAACAAGAGAGGCCAUAUCAGAAGAUGACUUUGGUUCUCAAAAUCUUUCUCCAGAAUGGUGUUUUGUUGACUCUUGUACCGCAGAAAGAUUUUUUCGAAUUGAUCGGGCACAGGAACAUCUUUACUAUGUAGUAGACAUAUGUGGGGACGAUCUCUAUAUUCUUGAUCCUGAUGCUACGUUUUCUGUUGAUUCUAAUGAACAAGAAGAAACAAAGUGUCUUGAAAACUAUGAAUCAACAGCUGCAUUAAACGGACGUGAACAAAAUGUCACAAGUCCCAGUAACCAUGACAAAAGACUGCUAACGUUCGUAUCUAACGAACCGGAAAGAAAUGUUUCAGAAAAAUUCUCAGAUGAUGUGAUAAUUACUUCUAAAGCAGGUGACAUAGGGCUGCUUCAAAAGUUACACCAAAGUGGAUAUAGUCUUCUUACCAUAGAUCAAUACGGGAUGACCGCCCUACAUCAUGCGGCUCGAUACGGACAGAAAGAUGUCGUUCGAUACCUUAUUGCUAAUGCUCCUCCUUCCAUGCUGGAUAUGGUUGAUAACGAAAAAGGUCAAACAGCACUUCACAAGGCUGCAGCUUACAAACGUCGAACCAUAUGUUACCUUCUGGUAUCAGGAGGGGCUUCUCUGACUAAAGUUGACAAACAGGGGAUGACACCCAGAGAAUUAGCAAUAAAGGCAGGAGAUAACGAUCUGGCUUUGUACCUCGAGAAACAGCAACAUUUCCAGGUUUUAAUAAGAGACAAAGAGACUGCUGUUUGACAAGGAUCAAUGCUAGUUCAAAGUUUUAAGUCCUAAAUCAGGCCUCGUAUCUCCACUCUGAAAAAAGUCGUGUUUUGAAUGAAAACUAAAUUUAACAAACUGUGUUUUAAACAUGUUUUAUACCCCUGAAAGAAACAAAUAAGUAAUAUUUUGUCAUAAAUAAAAACAUUGAAUUUUU
Molecule: messenger RNA, 3180 nt
Organism: Limulus polyphemus (Atlantic horseshoe crab)
Lineage: Eukaryota; Metazoa; Arthropoda; Merostomata; Xiphosura; Limulidae
Product: eye-specific diacylglycerol kinase-like
Exons: 29
Coding region: 99-3002 (967 amino acids)
Biological process (GO): diacylglycerol metabolic process; lipid phosphorylation; intracellular signal transduction
Molecular function (GO): protein binding; ATP-dependent diacylglycerol kinase activity
Source: RefSeq, a predicted model, not a curated record